AUGGCAUUCAAAGGUACAUUACAUCAGUAUGAUUCCACCCACGUCGCAUUUGAAUUCACCCCUACUGACAUGAAAAAUGUCCUAAUUAUGAUAGGUGGUAUGACUGACGGUCUAGCAACAGUCCCCUACGUUACUAAAUUACCACAAGUAAUGGAACCCCUAGGUUACUCGGUGAUCAAUAUACAAAUGUCAAGUAGUUUCAAAGGUUUUGGAAUCUCGUCCUUGGAUAAAGAUAUCAAAGAAAUCAAAGAACUGGUUAAAUAUUUGAAAUCUGAGAAGGGGGGUUCGAGAGAAAAGAUCAUCAUUAUGGGUCAUUCUACUGGGGCUCAGGAUGUUAUGCAUUUCUUAUUACAUUAUCCUGAUUUAGUUGACGCAGGGAUAUUACAAGGUUCAUGUUCUGAUAGAGAAUCAUUUGAUCCUUCAGUAGACCCAAAAAUAUUGAAAGAAUUGAAUCAAUUUGCCUUGAAUAUGGUGAAACAAGGGAAAGGUGAUGAAUUGUUGGGAUCUCAAUUCUCAAAACAUAUCAUCGAUACCCCAAUUACCGCAUAUAGAUGGUGUUCAUUGUUCACUCGUGGUGGUGAUGAUGAUUAUUUCUCUAGUGAUUUGGAUGAUGAAACUUUUAAGGGGACCUUUGGUAAGAUUAGAAAACCAUUCCUUGUGGCUUAUUCUGGUAAAGAUCAAUUUGUGCCCGAAUCAGUUGACAAGCUGGCACUUUUAAAGAGAUGGGAAAACGUUAGUGACCCUAAAUAUUGGUCCAAAAAUACAGGCAUUGUCGAAGGUGCAUCGCAUUUCGUCGAAGAUCAUGAACCACAACUUCAAUUGUUUCAAAUGAUUACUUCCUUUGCAAAAGAAUUUUCCUUAUAG
Molecule: messenger RNA, 864 nt
Organism: Naumovozyma dairenensis CBS 421
Lineage: Eukaryota; Fungi; Ascomycota; Saccharomycetes; Saccharomycetales; Saccharomycetaceae
Exons: 1
Coding region: 1-864 (287 amino acids)
Source: RefSeq, a predicted model, not a curated record